GAAACAGGCCAAUAAUGUAGGCUUAGCGCACAAACUCUUAACCUGCGCACCCUUCCAUAACGAAUCCAAACCGUAUUUAAACUUGCGCACACCGCGUUCUUCACCAUCCACCACUUUCUCUCUCUCUCUCUCUCUUCUUCGAUUCACUUCGACCUUUUCUGACUCUUGGCACCUAACGAAAAGUCGAACCGUUGAAGAAGCCUUCGCCGAUUCCUCAAUCUCGAUUGAUUUCACACGCACACGCACUCAAUUCUCUGCGAUGCGAUUCGAGGAACUGAUUUUGGAAUCGGAGGAUGAACUUUUGCUUAUGUGGAAGUGUGGUGUUUGUCAAAGCUUGAGAAAGCGCGUUUAGGUUUAUUGAUCCAUGCGAUUGGAUUUGUUGUUGUGGCGGUGAUGGCGGUUGAUGACGUGGACUUCUCGGAACUGUUUUCUGCUGGUGAUGACGAUGGUGAUGACAUGCUUUAUAUCGAUAUUCAGACCGUUAUGAAGGUGCUUGACGAAGACAAGUGUGACCUUCGGGAGAAUAGUCCUGAGGAUUCUUCAUCAAAAAAUGUUUCACCUAGUGAAUUUGACAUCCAUGAUACUUUUCAGAUGCAAAAUGGGGCUCAAGUAUUGGAAGAACCUCAUUUUUCAAGAUUGGACUUUGUGGAUUCAGUCACGAGCUGUUCUACAUUCUGCUCAGAUGUGUCAGAUUCUGGGGCCAGAGGUUCAGUUGUUUUUUCUGAUUAUGUAGCAAAUUCUAUGCUUGACUGUGAACCUGAAAACCAGGGACCUCAUUCUCAGGCUUGCUCUUCCCCAAAUGCUCUUCCUGGUAAUUUUAGUGAGUCAUUCUCUCCGGGUGAAAGUGAUGAGAUUUGCUAUGCAGACAGAACAGGAGUUUCUAAACUUGAGAUGCUUGCUUAUAGCGUGGAAACAAGUUUCCCUGAGGCAUACUCAAACAAUGGAUCUAUUUGUGAAGAUAGCUUGAAUAUGAGUAUGUCAAAGGGUGAAAAUGACAGUCAAUCCAAGCAUGUGGGAGAGGAUGUUGACUCUGAAUAUGCUUCGGCUUCACUCAGUUCUAUUGUUGAGAAUGAUGUAAAUAUUGAAGGUUAUGCUGAAGACAUCAUUGGAGGAGUUUCUGGGCAACAGGAAAAUGACUCGUGUACAUCUUUUGAAGCAUCAUUCAUGGAUGCUGAUAGAUCUUUGCGUGUUGCAACUUCAACUGAUUCUACUAUUGGUCAAGGUUCCCAUUUUUCCAGGGAUUUUAUUGACUACCAUCUAUCUGCAAAUUGUUAUCCGGGAACAAAUGAUAGACCCAUUGCUACUGAUUCUUCUCUUGGUCUUUUGCCUAAUGGUAUUUGUUCUCAAUUGUGGACAAAUGUAGCAAUGAUGAAUAACAUGAAGGCUGUAAAUGUGGAGUUAAAUGCUGAUAUUGCAUGUAUGAGUAAUGGCAUGCCAUCAAGCUCUUCUGGGGGGAUAUCUUUUCAAGAUAGUCAAAUUAUGUUAGCUAAUAGUGGUUAUCCAUCAUCUUUUUCUGGUAAAGUUAUUUUUGAUGACAUGUCAUCAUUGCCGCUUUCAGCUUGUGCUUCACACAUGUCAUAUGGAGACCUUUACCCAAACAAUUUUCACAGCAAUGAUGCUGAGUUCAAUGUAGCCCAAGAGGUGAAACAAACACCUGAUCUUUUUUCUCCUAGAGGGUGUCAGACUUAUGAAUAUUUCAAGAAUGAGGAUAGUUGUGCACUGAGAACAUCUGACACAUCCGAUAAUUAUCAAUAUAUCAUUGAUGGGACUGCUAGUUUUCAAGGAAACAUGGGCAAUUCAAAUUUAAAAGAUGCAGAUAGACCUUGGCCCCAUAACCAAGCACUAAUUGCCAGUGAGAAACAGUUUGGUUGUGUUGAGAGGGGAGGAGGAAAAAUGAUUCAACAUAAACUUAUUGAUUCUCAACUUUCAAAAGGAAGAACUGAGAACUUCCAUGUUCAGAAAUACCCUGAUGUUUGCGUUAUUGAAGACAUCAGUCAUCCUGUGCUGUCGAGUCAAUCUGCAGACAUUGGGAAUUCACUUAAUAUAUCUCGAUCUUACAGAUAUGUUGAUUCCCAACCUUACAUGGUUGAAAGCACAAGACUGAAAGCAUGUGAUGAGCGUAAUAUAUUACGAGUUGCAUUGCAGGAUCUAUCUCAGCCAAAGUCAGAAGUUAGCCCUCCAAAUGGAUUUUUGGCAGUUCCUCUUUUAAGACAUCAGAGAAUUGCUUUAGCAUGGAUGGUUCAAAAGGAAACAUCAAGUCUCUAUUGCUCGGGAGGAAUUCUUGCAGAUGAUCAGGGGCUUGGAAAAACAGUAUCAACUAUUGCAUUAAUAUUGAAGGAAAGACCUUCAAUAUUCAAGGAGUGCAUCAAUGCCCCCAAAGGUGAAUUGGAAACUCUGAAUCUGGAUGUGGAUGAUGAUGAGAUUCCUCAGAUUGGUAAAGUAAUGGACGGAUCUAAUGUGUGUCAGGAUAAGUCAAGUAUGAAUGCAAUCAAAAGCACGGAUUUGUUGAUGCAAGCAAAGGGAAGGCCAUCUGCUGGAACCCUUAUUGUUUGUCCCACUAGUGUCCUGCGCCAAUGGGCUGAGGAGUUGAAUAAUAAGGUAACUAGCCAGGCAAACCUCUCUGUGCUAGUGUACCAUGGAAGCAAUCGAACAAAAGAUCCAUACAAGGUGGCUAAGUAUGAUGUUGUUCUAACAACUUAUUCUAUUGUCAGCAUGGAGGUCCCUAAGCAGCCUCUAGUUGACAAAGAUGAUGAUGAAAGGGGGAAUUAUGAAGAUCAUGCUGGAACAAGUAGGAAAAGAAAAAACCCUUCUAAUUCUAGUAAAAUUAGCAAGAAGAAGUUGGAUGGAACAAUUGUUGAGGCUGUUACUCGGCCUCUUGCAAAAGUGGCAUGGUUUAGGGUUGUCCUGGAUGAGGCCCAGAGUAUAAAGAAUCACAAGACUCAAGUUGCAAGGGCUUGUUGGGGUCUUCGUGCUAAGCGAAGAUGGUGUUUGUCAGGGACUCCCAUCCAGAAUGCAAUUGAUGAUCUUUACAGUUACUUCAGAUUCCUAAGAUAUGACCCUUAUGCUGUCUAUACAUCAUUCUGUUCUACAAUUAAGAUCCCAAUUAGCAGAAAUCCAUCAAAAGGAUAUAAAAAGCUACAAGCUGUCUUGAAGACAAUAAUGUUACGCCGGACCAAAGGCUCACUGCUUGAUGGGGAACCUAUUAUUUCCUUGCCGCCAAAAUUUAUAGAGCUGAAGAAAGUUGAUUUUUCAAGGGAGGAACGUGAUUUCUAUUCCAGACUAGAGGCUGAUUCGCGUGCACAAUUUCAGGAAUAUGCAGAUGCUGGAACUGUCAAACAAAAUUAUGUCAACAUUUUGCUGAUGCUUCUGCGCCUUAGACAAGCUUGCGAUCACCCUCUGCUUGUCAAGCGUUACAAUUCUAAUUCUCUAUGGAAAUCUUCAGUGGAAAUGGCAAAGAAGCUUCCUCAGGAAAAGCAAAUCUCUCUUCUGAAAUGUUUAGAGGCUUCCUUGGCUCUCUGUGGCAUUUGUAAUGAUCCUCCUGAAGAUGCUGUUGUUUCAGUUUGUGGUCAUGUUUUCUGUAAUCAGUGCAUUUGUGAACAUCUUACUGGUGAUGACGAUGACAAUCAGUGCCCUGCUACAAAUUGCAGAAGUCGACUGUGCAAAUCCUCAGUGUUUUCAAAAGCCACACUGAACAGUUGUCUUUCUGACCAGGGCUGUAAUAAUUCAUCUGGUUGCUCUGAUUCUGAAGUGGAGGAAUUUGAGCCUUGGUCUCAGAGUCAGCCAUAUGAUUCUUCAAAAAUAAAGGCUUCACUUGAGGUUUUGAAGUCAUUGUGUAAGCCACAUUGCUAUACAUUGAAAAGUAUUUCUGUGCAUAGCACUUUCAGGGAAAAUAAUGACUGCCCUGGGAAUCCAUCUGAUGCUAACAAUGGGAAAUUCUUCAAAGAUUCUCCUGAUGAGAGUCAAAAUUUGUCUGGGAAUGGAGGCUCUAAUAAGUCAGUUUCUGUUGUAGGGGAGAAAGCAAUAGUGUUUUCUCAGUGGACGAGGAUGCUAGAUUUGCUUGAAGUAUGUCUUAAGAAUUCUUCAAUUCAGUAUAGAAGGCUUGAUGGAACAAUGUCAGUUGUUGCUAGAGAUAAAGCUGUUAAAGAUUUUAACACUCUUCCUGAGGUAUCUGUUAUGAUUAUGUCUUUGAAGGCUGCCAGUCUUGGUCUAAACUUGGUGGUAGCUUGCCAUGUUCUUAUGCUAGACUUAUGGUGGAAUCCUACAACUGAAGACCAAGCAAUAGAUAGAGCACAUCGAAUUGGGCAGACUCGCCCUGUGACUGUUUUGCGGUUAACUGUGAGAGAUACUGUUGAGGAUCGUAUUCUAGCUCUGCAGCAAAAAAAGCGAAUGAUGGUUGAGUCUGCAUUUGGGGAGGAUGGAACUGGUGGGCGUCAGAGUCGCCUCACAGUGGAUGAUUUAAAAUACUUGUUCAUGAUGUGAUUAGUCAUACAUAUUCCCAGAUAGGAGCAUGAUUAUUGGAUUGGUGAUUUUUUGCCUUAGGGCAGGUGUACAUGUCGACGUAGGUGUCUUCUGGUGAUCACGGGAGAAAUGGAAACAGGACAUUUUCUAACAAUGGAUUCAUUGCUGUAACAAGGUCGCUAUUGACGCUUGACAUGAAGAUUAUACGAAAUGCAUAUAUGAUUAGAAUGAAUAUUUCAUUCCUUGACCUGAAAACUUUAAUUUAAUCUCACGUUAGUAUAGGAUUUAGAGAGCUGUAGCAUAUAUAGCAACAUAGAACGAUUUCAUGGAUUUUUCUUUUCAGUGUAAAUAAUGUAGAGAAUUUUUUUCUUUACCGUUUUGCUCCUUUGGUGCUCACCUUCAUGUCCAUUUUCUUAUGUGCACAUUACAAAUUAUAAUCUAUAUAAUUGUCACCAUUGUGCAUGUCUAUGCCCGGGAGCGGGCUGUUCCAAGUUUUGGCGUGUUAAAAGUGUAAUAUUUAUUCUGAUAUACUUGAAUAAAUUGUUCAGAAAAUUUUAUUAGUAUAUGAAUUUAAAUUUGAUC
Messenger RNA from Abrus precatorius (Indian licorice), 5040 nucleotides. Its product is annotated as helicase-like transcription factor CHR28. The transcript is spliced from 12 exons. NCBI's taxonomy places the organism in Eukaryota, Viridiplantae, Streptophyta, Magnoliopsida, Fabales, Fabaceae. The record is from RefSeq and is a predicted model, not a curated record. Gene Ontology annotation, molecular function: metal ion binding; ATP-dependent chromatin remodeler activity; ATP binding. Bases 394 to 4479 code for a protein of 1361 amino acids.